AUGCCCCGCUCGCCCUCGCCCGCUCCGUGGGGCGAUUCCCUCCGCCCGAAAGCGAAAGACAGGGACGACAAAGCUGCAGGCUAUCGGACGGACGACGAGCGAGCUGGAAGCUCAUCUCGGCGUCCUCGCGACGACCGCGAUAGGGAGAAGAAAAGGAGUAGGCGCAGAGAGGACGGUGAGGUCUCGGAAGAGGACGAGAGGAGUAGAGAGCGAAGAAGGGAGCGACGAAGGGAAAAGGAGCGGGGUUGGGAGCGGUCAAGGGGGGAUGAGAGGGAAAGGAAGGACAUGAAAGAGAAGCGUCGCAAGGAAUCUCGCUCGCCAUCUCCUGGUCGCUCGAGACGGAAAGCUGCCAAAGCCGAGGCGAAACUCUCCUCCAAACGGGACCAAGAAGCAGACCAGGCCCGCGAAGUAGCCGAGCUGUCCCUAUACACUGGCGCCGACAACCCCUUCCACGAUGUCAACAUCGGCGAGCGCUUUGUCUGGAAGAAGAAGGAAGACAAGGAGAAGAAGGCAGGGAUGUCGGCGGAUGAGAUUGCGCGUAAAGAUCACCGACGGCGCUUGGAAGCAAAGGAGGAGCUGGAGAAGCUCAACAAGAGGCGGGCGGACAGGGAAGUGGAGAUGCAACUGAGAGAGCAGGAGGAUUCGCGUAUGGCGAGACUGGCGGAGGAUGGUCAGAUGAGGGAGUGGAUCGCCCGGGAGGAUGACUUCCAGCUGGAACAAAGUCGGCGGCGGGCGGGCAUUAGGUUGAGGGAGCAGCGGGCCAAAGCGAUUGACUUUUUGGCGAUCAAUUUGCGCUUUGCGGAUGCGCGGGCGCUAGGCAAGCAUACUGCUGCGAUUGGCGCGCUGUCCAAUCCGCGCAAGUAUGAGGCGGAGCGGGAGGAAGAGGCGGAAGGGUGGGGAUGGGCAGAUGCGGGGUUUGAGUUUGAGAUAGAUGAGCCGUGGAAGAUCUUCGAUAACCUCAAUCUAGAAGACUGCGUUGAACUCGAGGAGGAUAUCAAGAUGUACCUCUCGCUCGAAAAGUCGCCGAUCAACAUUGAGUUCUGGGAGGGCAUGCUCGUCGUAUGCGAGCAUCACCUGCAGGAUCUCAAUGAUCCAGAGCAUGCGGAGGGUGGAAGGCUGUUCAAUAGGGACGUGGACGUUGCGGCGGGCAGGGUGGUCAGUGGUCUGAGCUACAGUCGGCUGGUCGAGCUUGAGGCCAAGACGAACGCGAUGUUGCGGAGUGGACAGCCGGUGGAUGGGGAGUUUUGGGAUCUGGUACUGCGCAAGAUCCAUGUUGAGAAGGCUAUCGCCAAGCUCAACUCCAUCCACGAAGUCGUCCUCAAGAAUCGUCUCGAGCAAUUCAAAAAGCGCCAGCGGGACGACGCGAUGAAGGCGAACGAAAGCGGACACAGGGCCGUUGCAAAGGAGGUUACUUUCGGAGGUGAUAUGCAGGCGGAUGCCGGAGAGUACGAUGAUGCGGCGGGCGACGCGGACGACGAGGUUGACGAGGACGACUGGGUGGAGGAGUACGAUCCGGAGAUGAGCCCUCCGCCAGCUGAGGUGAGGGAUAUGACGCUCGAUGAUAGGCGUUUACCCAUCGUCGAGGAGGAAGAUCAUAUUCGGGCCAUCUACGCAGCUCGUCGAGCUCUCGUAGCAGCCAACAAGCCGACCGCCGGCUCCUCCAACGAAGCCCAAAUGCACACCACGAAAUCCGUCUCUCGCCCCUCCGCAGCGGAUAUCGAAGCGGAGCGCCUGGUCAGGUCCGAGGUCCAGAAUGAAGACCACCUGCAUACGGACGAGUCUGAGGCGGAGUUUGGAGAUCUCGACGAUGCGCUCGACCUGGACAAGCCGGUCGUUCCCCUCGAUUGGUCGGAUCGGUAUCGGCCGAGAAAGCCUCGGUACUUCAACCGGGUUCUCACCGGGUUUGAGUGGAAUAGAUACAACCAGACGCAUUACGAUCACGACAACCCACCGCCCAAGACCGUUCAAGGGUACAAGUUUAACAUCUUCUACCCGGACUUGAUCGACAAGAGUCAAGCCCCCACCUACUACACCAAGCGAAUCCCAGACGAUAACGACACCUGCAUGAUCGUCUUUACAGCCGGACCACCCUACGAGGAUAUCGCAUUCAGAAUCGUCCGUAGACCUUGGCAAUACAGUCAUCGACUCGGGUUCAGGAGCAUGUUUGAUCGGGGAGUGUUGCAGCUGUAUUUCAACUUUGGGCGCGAUUUCUACAGGAAGUAA
Dioszegia hungarica is the source of this 2223-nucleotide messenger RNA. Its product is annotated as mid region of cactin-domain-containing protein. Gene Ontology annotation, cellular component: spliceosomal complex; cytoplasm. Gene Ontology annotation, biological process: mRNA cis splicing, via spliceosome. Gene Ontology annotation, molecular function: protein binding. The record is from RefSeq and is a predicted model, not a curated record. Lineage: Eukaryota; Fungi; Basidiomycota; Tremellomycetes; Tremellales; Bulleribasidiaceae. The transcript has 8 exons. The coding region runs from base 1 to 2223 and encodes 740 amino acids.